AUGGUAACAAAUUCAAAUGUAUCAUCAAAUGAAAUGAUAAAAUUUCCAAAUGAAUUAAUAAAAAUUGUUUGGGGAAAUGAUAUUGAACAAUCAAUAUUUGAACGUUGGUCUCAACCAUUUGAAUUUUCAAUAGAUGAACGAUCAGCAUUAAUACAAUAUGAAGGUGGUCCAUGUUCUGUAUUAACAACAGUUCAAGCACAUUUAUUAAAUGAAUUAAUUUUUUGUCAACGUUGUAAAAAUGAUUGGCGUCAAUCAUCAUCCGAUGAAAUUGAUUUACAUUUUUUAAAUGCACUUGUUUCAAUUCUUCAUUUAUUAUCAUCAACAAAUAAAAAAAUAUAUUUAGCUUAUUUUAAUAAUGAUAAACAAAAUAAAAUUUUAACAAUAAAUCAAUUUCAUGAACAAAUUUAUUUUCGUUUAUGUCAAACAAAUAUUGAUUUAAAACAAGAAAUUUUUUCACGUCUUCAAAUGUGGAAAAAUUCUUAUGGUGUUUUACUUUUUCUUUAUUCUUGUUUAAUGACAAAAACAAUUGAUUUAUUAAAAAAAGAAAUUGAUGAUGAAACAACAUUACCAUUAAUUGAUAUUGCACAUGGACAUGGUAGUCAAUGUUUAACUAAUUUAUUAAUAACUGGUUUUGCUACACCACAUUGUUUUGAUGGUGAAAAAGAUAUAUCUGGAUUAAAAUUAUAUGGUAUACGUCAUCAAGCUUCUAUUGGAUUUUUAUCAUCACUUGAAAUUUAUCGUCUAUUAGAAGUUGGAUGGCAUUUAAAAAAUCCUAAAAGUCCCAUUUGGAUUCUUGGAUCUGAAACACAUUUAACUGUUAUUUUUUCAAGAGAACGAGCUUUAGUUGAAUUAGAUAAUGAAACACCUUUAAAACAAGCUUUAAAAAAAAGAAAUGGUUUUAUAUCAAAUAAUCUUCUUGAACAAGUUCUUAAUGAAAUAAAUGAAUUUUCAAUAAUAAAAAUAAAUCCAACAUUAAGUCAAUUAAAACAAAGAAUGGAUCCAGAUAAUUUACAAAUAAUAACUGAAUCAUCAUUUAUAAAAGAAUUAUUUCCACAAGAUAAAUAUAUUAAUUCAAAUAAUCAAACAUUAACACCAUUAAAUGGAAAACCAUUUGUUAUUUAUCAUUAUAAUGGUCUUUCAAGAUCAAAUAAAGAUAAAAAAGUUCGUUAUGCAUCAGCUGAAGCUAUUAUUUCUGAUUAUGGUUAUGGAAAUGAUACACCUAUAUCAGCUGUUGCACCAGUUCAACCAGGAAGUUAUUUACCAAUAACAGGUGUAUUAAGAACAAAAUGGCCAACAAUUGAAUUAAAAUGGGAUGAUGAUCUUAAACCAUCAUUAAAUUAA
This is a messenger RNA of Rotaria sp. Silwood1, 1341 nucleotides long. NCBI's taxonomy places the organism in Eukaryota, Metazoa, Rotifera, Eurotatoria, Philodinida, Philodinidae. The record is from the annotation of a GenBank genome assembly.